UUUGGUUCCGUUCAGUUCGAAUUGGGUAUAAUUCGCGUGAGGCUGAGACUUCAUGAAACGCAGCGGUCACAUAACAAACUUUCGGAAAAACCACCCACAUGUGUGUACAUGUAUGUACACACGUACAGGCGUAGAGAAUUUUCUAGCCGAAGGUUUCAGUUGUGAAAACAAACGAGCCGUUGUGACUGGACCUCUAGGUUUUCAUCAUCCAGUCAAAAGCUGCCUUAUUUUUAAAAAUAUAUCCUGACUAGUUAGAGUGUCGAGUGUCGAAUUAUUUAUUUUGCUUUACCUGAAUUGAAUUCGAGAUAUUCAAACAUUUCAGUCAAAGAAGCGAACGAAAUUAUAUUUGAUUAACUUUCGAGUGGUUUGAUUUUUAAUAGUGCUUUGUUAAAAAUUGUUUCGAUAUUCAAAUAGUGGGACGAAGUCCAUUUUCUAAAGAUGUAGCUUAAAGGCUAUUCAGAUCUUAGAUCCAUUCGAAUGUUAACGCAACUCAAGCUACAUCUCAAAAGGAAUGGACUCUAUAAAUGAGAUAAUUGACCAUCAGACAUUCAGCCAAGAGCUAGUGGAAGAUGCGACCGAGUUCAUCACUGUUGGGCACCACCCGGAGAGUCAGUCCCAGUGCCACCAUCAACAACAGGAAGAAGGGCCUGAUAACGGCGAGGAUCUGGCCAUGUCCAUGCAAACUAUGAUUGCGUGCUCGAGGGCAGACGGUUCGAGUGGGGAGAAAAAGAACCGCUCCUUAAAUGGAUCUGGGCCCGGAUCGGAGUCCGAUUCUGUUGUCAUGGUUAUUGACGCAAUGGGCCACAGCAAUAGGCAGACAUCAUAUCAACUCGUGCCUCAGCAGCUUCAGCUGCAGCAAAAAACAAUGCCAUUGUCAUUUGGACUUCUCCAUCAGGACCGGCACCGACAUCAUCUGUGCCAGGAGCGCAUGGUCAAUAGCAGCCCAGUGGACUUUGUGGCGUCAGACAUCAGCUUGGACAGCCUGACAGUGGACUCAAUUUCACAGGCGGUCCUCCCCCAAGAAAUAGGGGAUGGGGAGAAACAGAAGCUUAUCAUUGUCCAAGACAAAAGUCUAGAUCAAGCCAAUAAGCGCAUUCGAAUGCACGUGGAUGUUGCAAGCGUAAACGCAGAUCUUGGAGUGGACGUGGAUGAUAUGGAUGAAAUUUCUUCUGACGGUGUCGGCUGUGACGACGAAGGGGUUACUCUAAACCAGCACCACCAGCAUCUCUUGGAGGAGCAGCAGCAAUACGGCCUAACAAGUCAUCAUCCGCAUCACCAAGCUCAUGCCCAGACUCUCCAUGGCUUGCACCAUAGGUCGGCUCAGCUGGAAAUGGGCCUUGGAGGACUGCAUGGCGAGGUCCUUUCGGUUAUCGUUCAUUCGCAGGACAGCGACAAAGAAGUGGAUGGCGAAGGAGGUGCGGACGGAGAAGGAGAUGCUGAGGAUGAAGACGAUGAUGAUCGAGAUUCGCGUAGUCGUGGGCAGCUGCUCAGCCACAGUUCGUACCAGACGCUAACUUCGGUCAAUGAUCGACUUUCACCGCCUGGCUUUAGACAAACAUCAUAUGCCACGCUGACCCCCAUCCAACCACUUCCGCCUAUAUCAACGAUGUCCGAAAAGUUCGCCUACUCUGGCCACAUCUCUGGAGGAGACAGCGGCGAUACAGACGUUAAUGUUGGCGAGGGAGGAGGAGGAGUGGCUGAGGGCAGCGGAGUUACCCAUCAGUCCGCCGACGCGGUUGGGACUGGUUCGGGCUCUGUUGGUAACGUGGCUUCCUCUGGGUGCAGCAGUACCGAUUGCAGUUCUUUCUCUGCUCUUACCAUGCCCUUGGCAAGUGGGCACUUAGGUCUGGGCGUGUUAGGUGGUGCCCAAUCGCCCUAUUCACCCUAUGAAAAGCUGGCCUCGAUGAUUUCACCUCCGCCCAAUAACUACCUAGUCGCGUGCGAUCUGCACCCCUCCGUGUCGGGACGUGUUUCAAACUCAUCUCAACAGCAUCUAAGCCAUAACGGUCACAAAAAGGACUCUACGACACCUCACGGACAUACCGAUGUCAACGGAGGGAAAUUUGGUUACUCUGGCCAUAUAUCUGGAGGAGAAAGCGGAGACACAGAUGUUACCGGCGAAAAGUUUUCCUAUCCCGACCACAUCUCUGGAGGAGAUAGCGGCGACGCAGAUGUCAAUGGAGAGAAAUUCGGCUAUUCUGCCCAUAUAUCAGGGGGAGAUAGCGGUCCUGAUGUCAACGGAGGAACGAACUGGCUUCAAAUACAUCCUGACCGUGAGGUACGACUUCAUAUGCCGACUGAACUGGAGGCAAGGUUCCACAUGCCCUCAGAUCGAAGGCUGCGGCUCAACAUGCCGCCUGAGCGGGGGCAGCUGAACCGAAAUCUUUCUCAAACCGCAGCUCCCAUUUGCCCCCCGGAUUGGAAGCCAGAUGAUUGGAAGAAUGGAGACGGAACCAUCGUUAGUCUGUCCUCCGAUCUGCCCGUAGUCGUGUCCCUCACUCCAACCCCGCCUCCUAUAACAGACGACUCGGCGGGAACCGGACUCAAGUUGAGUGAGCGACUGUCUCCGGGGCAGAGACCACAGUAUUUCCUGGACAAAGGCCAAGAGGGCAGCAGUGUCGCUCCAGAUCAGUGCAGUCCAAGCAUCCACGCCAUUCACCAGCAGCCCCAAUCCGUCCUGCUGAACGGAUUCCAAGGUGCCACCCAGCAGGCCAAAAUAUCGGUCUCCGCCUCGCCAAAGGCGUCGGUGUCAGCUGGAGGAGGGGGACUAAGCCGCGCUGGGAGUGCCAGUGACAUGGAGGAGAUCAACACAAAGGAUCUAGCCCAGCGCAUCUCGGCAGAGCUCAAGAGAUACAGUAUUCCACAGGCGAUCUUCGCGCAGCGGGUCCUCUGUCGCUCGCAGGGCACCUUGUCCGACCUGCUGCGUAACCCGAAACCGUGGUCCAAGCUAAAGUCCGGCCGCGAGACCUUUCGCAGGAUGUACAAGUGGCUCCAGGAGCCCGAGUUCCAGCGCAUGUCUGCUCUGCGGAUGGCCGCUGCCCAAAUCCCCCAGCGCACGCCUUUAUGUGCUGGGACGCCGCUUGGGUCAGCAGCAGGAUCAAAUAGUUCCACGGCGACCAUGCCGACGGACUUGGACCUACAUGUUGGGCCAACGAUGACCCCAAGUGCUUCAGCUCCGCCCAGUGAAUCUGUAUCUUCGUCUGCAUCCACACCUGUCAUUAACGUUUCCGUUACCAACGUCGUUAAUUGUCGUCGAAAGGAAGAGCCUCAGAUCGAGCAAAUGCCUCAGCCAAAGAAACCACGAUUGGUCUUCACCGAUCUUCAGCGACGAACAUUGCAAGCAAUUUUCAAAGAGACCAAGAGACCUUCGAAGGAGAUGCAAGUCACGAUCGCGCGACAGUUGGGACUUGAACCUACUACCGUGGGUAAUUUCUUCAUGAACGCCCGCAGGAGAUCGAUGGACAAGUGGCGGGACGACGACUCCAAAAACACUAUGCAUUUAAUGCAUAACCGCCAGCAACAACAAGAAGAGCAGGAAGAAGACGAGGGCCACAGUCAGAGUCAGAACCAAGACCAGAGCCACAAUCACAACCAUAAUCAGAUUACGAGCAAUAGUUUAACGCACGAAAACUACUCCAGCCUCCACACAACAGCCAUGUCGCCGCUGGGAGCCUUUGAUGAAGAGACUGAUAUGGACUUGGAGUUGGAAAGUCACGAUUUUGAUUUGGUGGACCCCGAUGACCAUGGGGAUAACAACGACCCGAAUGGUGACAUGUUGUGACAGCAUAGCCGAAACAGUCGUCCGAAGUGCAAGAAGCCCGAAAUAUUAACAAAGUGCGCCAGUACUCGCCCCUUCAACCGCCCCCACACUCAGUCUCACACGCACAGGACUCUUUCGAGGAGGGCGAUGGAAGUCAAUAUUCGUCACAUUUUAAGGAAGAACGAAUCAGAUUAUAAUGGUAGUAAUAGAGAGGGCAGCUAUCACGAUGACCGGAAUGAAGGACCGUUGAACUAUUUGCUUGGAAACGAACAACUAUCAGAUGAGAAGAUUCAAAUGAAGCAAAGCUUUUGCCCAGGCAUACACGAGCAGAACACCAAUAUCUUUAUUGAUGAAGUGGGCUUUUCCAAUUGCUUGGAUGACUUAAAGGUCAUGAUAGUUUGCUGAGCAGAAAAGAGUUAACAAAUUUAUGUGACUACUCUGAAAUAGUUUAACUGCUCGAAUGGUUCAAACAAUAAUUAAGUUAAUACAUUUUUGAGUUCCUUAGAAACCUGCAAUAGUAAAUUCUUACAUUUUUUCUUGAUCUUUGUUUUACGUUUUCAGAUAGUUUAAUUCUGUUUGAUAUAACAGUACGAUUAUUGUUUUUAAUAAUACGAAAUUGAUCUCGAAUAUUUGUUAUUCCCAUGCUAAGGGUGUUUUAAAAUUUAUAUUUUCUUCACCAGCAUUACUAGUCAUAUCGAUUUAAAUAUGAAUAUUUUGUCAACACUAUAUAACUGGGCAUUUGGCUCUAUUUGCGUCAUGAAAAAUCUUGACAUACGGUUAUAUUUAGGGAAUUCAUAUUAAUUAAUUGUGAUCGUUUUUUUUUUUAAGUUGCCUUCUUUACCUUAUCCAAGAUAUCUUAGAUAAUGAUAAAACCGCAAUUUCUUAAGCUGGAGAUAGUCAAAAGGUCGUUUCUAAAAGCACCCAAGUCUGUAAAAAUAUUGUAUAUAAACUUUUACUCAUCUGAAACGUUCGUCACUUAAAUGAAUACAAUAAUUAAUUAUUUUGUUAUAUAAUUAUUUUGCUAAAUAACUUGCGAAUUAACUUUCGUUUUUUUAAAAAAAAAAUUUCUUUAAUCCCUCGGGCGACAGCUCGACAUAACCCUUGACAUAACCCCUUUUUGAGAGUUUAUUACAUUUUAACUGGCUAGAUUAGUUUUGUGGAAGUAUAACCCAAUUUUGCUUCCACCAUAAAUACCUUUUCAUUGAUCGUACUACUUCAACUACUGCUCCUAACAGCCAAUUUAAUGAAACCGUGCUGAAUAUUACUUGUUGCGAAAAAUACUGUGUACUGUGAAUCAGAUGUCUCAUAUUUUACGAAAACGCAAUUAAAGUAUUCACUUAAGUUGCAAAAGUUUCAAAUGUGUUGGAGUGUAAGCAGUUCUUACAACAAUUUCCAUAUCAAAUAUUUUGCUAGCUUACAAGACACCAGUCUAUGUAAUCUGUUGGUGGCAUAACGCUUUAUUUAAAAUAAUAGAAAUUUACUGAAAAGUCUUGGAGUCAUGUUACUCGUGUACAAAUUUUUUAAUCUUUGUUAAUGCUAUUCUUCAGUGAUAAUGAUACACAACAAAAUUCGUGGCGCAGCGGAAUUGUUCGGAUUAUUAUAUUUUACUUGGGUAAUUGCCGGCUGUUAGAAGCGACACCUUAACUAUCUUUAGCUAAAAAACCGCGGCGUGAGUUAUUAAAGUCAAAUGAGUAAUUAAUUCUAAUUUUCAACGUUGAUGGCUACUAUGGGCUAUUUAACAAUUAAAAUAUUGCAAAUAUCUGGUUCAGAAUAUAAAAAUAAUUUUUUUUACAUAAGUCAAUGAUAUUCAUUAUUUUCUCCGAUUACGUUUAACAGUUUAAAUGAAUACCCUAAAUUUAUUUCAAUCCCACAGUAGGUCUCUUUCGCACAAUAAAUCCAGCCACUCAGUUAAACUUAAGGCAAGCCUUCAACCUUUUUAGCUUUAACUAAAUGGGAGUAAAAAUGACACUGGCCUUGGGCAAAUGGAUAAGGCAUCCUUCGCGAAGCAUAAAUGUGUAUGUAUGUAGAUAUAUUAGUUUAAACACCAUUAAAGAAAUGUAAAUGGAGAAACCCAAUUUAAAAAAAAAAACAUAAUUAAUAACUUCAAAAUAACUGUAUCUAGUCAAAUUUAUAACAUAAAAAGAAAUCAAUUUACAUAGUUCAUGCAAAUAUUAUAUUUAGUAUAGAAUUAUUUAUUCCACAUACACAUUCUAGCACACUCAUUCACAUUAAAAAGGUUAUGAUGUACCUUUUGUAUUUACCCUUUUUUUAAUAUAAUAUGGGCCAAAUAUUGAUUAUUAAUGUGAAUAUAUCAGAUGUAACCGACUAAAAAUCGUGAACCAAUUGGGUUAUUAUAUAAGAAACUGUAAAUAAAUUAAAUAUUUAACAAACCCUUCCAGUUAAGUUUGAAUGGAGAUAUUCCAUAAAAAACCCGCUUACUUCAUGGAAGAAACCACAAUAAAUUAUGAUUCAUCUUUAAACGAUACCAAAUGCUUAAACAAUACUCAAAUGUCAUUAUAGCAGGCAUUAUGUUAAUAUCUGUAGGGUAUAUUAUGCAAUAAGGGUACGCCUCUCGAUGUAUGCUAGUCAAUUUAGUUUAAAUAAAAUUUAGCAACCUACUGCGAAUGGAGGGUAGGCAUGUUUAGGCACAUUCAUAAUUUAAGUAUUUAUGUAAAAAUCCAGCAAUGCAAUAAUAAAUUAAAAGCUAACUUAAUAAGUAA
Molecule: messenger RNA, 6480 nt
Organism: Drosophila rhopaloa
Lineage: Eukaryota; Metazoa; Arthropoda; Insecta; Diptera; Drosophilidae
Gene: onecut
Product: homeobox protein onecut
Exons: 5
Coding region: 512-3781 (1089 amino acids)
Biological process (GO): regulation of transcription by RNA polymerase II
Cellular component (GO): nucleus
Molecular function (GO): RNA polymerase II cis-regulatory region sequence-specific DNA binding; DNA-binding transcription factor activity, RNA polymerase II-specific
Source: RefSeq, a predicted model, not a curated record